Molecule: messenger RNA, 1735 nt
Organism: Gadus chalcogrammus (walleye pollock)
Lineage: Eukaryota; Metazoa; Chordata; Actinopteri; Gadiformes; Gadidae
Gene: tmem236
Product: transmembrane protein 236
Exons: 5
Coding region: 349-1383 (344 amino acids)
Source: RefSeq, a predicted model, not a curated record
AUUAAAGGUAUUAUAACAAAGUAAAGACUUCAUCCUACUACGCAUUAAUUUGCAUAUGUUGACCAUGUAUACACAUCUCCCUUGGGUUUUAAAGAGACAAGUCAUCUUGUGCCUUUUUUAUGUGCAGCCAUAAACAGGGGACGUAUGACCACCUCAUUACCUCAGCAGUAAAACUGCGAUGCGGAGCAAGCGGUGUCAGAGUCCAAAGACGGCUGCACCAACUCCCCCUGUGCGAGAGAUGCGUGUCUUGUGGUUUGAUUUUAGCCUCCAGCCUGGGACAGCUAAGAAACUGUGCGAGGGGUGUCGAACCUACGGCUUUGACGCGGGGGUAAGAAAACCAAAACAAACAUGCCCUCGGGGAAGACGGUCAAGCUGGUCGUCUUUGAGGCGCUGCAGUUCGCAGCCAUCUGUGCGCCGCUCUUCGUGGUCAUGGAGCGGUUCGCCGGCCUCAUGCGUGACCUGAACGGUGGGAACGACCGGACCGCGUACUGGCUGGUGGUGGCCGUGUCCAUCGCCUACGUCACCUCCGUGACCCUUCUGGUGUGGGCUCCGCUGAAGUACCUGAUCCUGAGGCGUCGCAGGUUCAUCACCAAAAUCAAACAAUGGAGACCCGCAGCAUUGGCCUAUGUCAUACUGUGUCCAUUACCGUGUUUCGCUCUGCUGAUAGCCGCCUCCAAGGUACAGGUGGACGCCGGACAGAUACUAGAUCAUUUCACCGAGCUGCCCGUUUCCUUGGUGCUCCUCUGCCUCAUCUGUGUGGAUGUCGUCGAGAGGAUUCGCCCCUGUAGCCUCACAGGGAAAGCUGGCAGCAGUCCGGGCGCAGACUUCGACAUGCGGGGGCCCGUCCUCACCCACCUGGGGCAGGUGACCACCGUGACGGGCCAGCUCCCCCACCACCAGCCCCACCCCGACAUCCCCGACACCAUCAGCCAGAACGGCUCUGACACCCGCCGGCACUCGACGCCCGUCCGGACCUACCUGUACGCGCCGAGCCCCUGCCCGGGCCCGCUCCGCUUCCUGUGGUCCAGCGACCCGAGGUCCGAGGCGUUCGCCGACAGCUUCCUGUUCUGGCUGGACACGGCGGAGAUGCUUCGGGUGGCGGCGGAGCCCCGCGUCUUCUACUCGGCCUGGGCCAUCCCCGUCUUCGUCCUGGCCUUCCUGUCCACCCUGCGGCUGGCCGUGGACCCCAGGAACCCCCUGGGGACCUGGGCUGGGCUGGUGCUGCAGGACUUCCCCUUCCUGGUGCUGCGCCUUGCCCUGCUGGGCGCGGUGGAUGCGUACGUGACGCCCGUGCUGUACGUGGUGAAGAACCUGCUGGUCUGCCUGAGCUACGUGUACUUCACCUUCCUGACCAGGCUCUUGAAGAGACGCAGCAUGUUCUGAGGUUCAGGACGAAGAGCCAACGACGAUUCAGUGACUGUGUGUGUGUGUGUGUGUGUGUGUAUGUUGUGUGUGUGUGUGCGCACGUGUGCAUGCGUGUCCCUGGGCUUUGCAAAGCUGAUGAGUGACUAGUUAACCAAACAAUGUAAUUCACAUCCCCCUGAUUUCUAUCAAAGGGAGCGGAUAAGGCAGCACCAUGCGAGAUUUAAACCACAAAAGUGUUGUUUUAUUGACGAUGGAAUUACGUUUUAUUUCUUUAUUUUUGCCCCAAUUUACUUUGAUGCUUUAUUCUUAUUUUCCCCCAUUGGAGUUUGUAUUUUUUUUGUAACUAUUGUGUUUUCAUUAAUGUGGAUAU